This is a messenger RNA of Puccinia triticina, 1230 nucleotides long. RefSeq lists its product as uncharacterized. The transcript has a single exon. NCBI's taxonomy places the organism in Eukaryota, Fungi, Basidiomycota, Pucciniomycetes, Pucciniales, Pucciniaceae. Bases 1 to 1230 code for a protein of 409 amino acids. The record is from RefSeq and is a predicted model, not a curated record.
AUGUCCAUCAGCCUCGCCCUCGUAGGCACCGCUGCCAACUUCAUCGAGGUCCGCGAGGACCGGCUCAAGUGGCUGCCCUGGCUAGUCAACACCGUCCUCCUCUGGCAGUCCUGGGCUGGCUUCUGGUGGUGGGUAGGCGCUGGGAUGUGGUCGGGCGAGGUGCAGGAUAUCGAACGACGAGAAGACAAGAAGCGACGCAGGGAAGAGAAACGGCAGCGGAAACGAUCCAAGAUGUUCAACCUGAUCUCCAACCUCACCCAAUCCUCCCGCGACCUUGCAUCCACCUCUGCCUUCAGCCCCACUCUCCACCAUCAUCACGACUCGUCUGCCCAAUCAAUCAACCUGGUCAGAUCCCCCUCCUCGAGACUCGGCUCAGCAACCGGCGCCUCGCGGGCAUCGACCAUCCUGCGCCGAUUCCCAUCCUCGUCGCGGCAGGAGGAGGACCCGGGCCGGUCGAUCGAGCUGGACGUCCUCAGUCCCCGGUCGAGCAACCGAGCCUGCGGCGAGCGGGACAUGGCCGAGGCCCAUCUCAGAUCCCACGCCACAGAGGCCUCCUCCUCAACCAACGACACACCCACCACGGGGAGAGAGCGGCGCGGGAUGUUCUCGUUCAUCCGCCAGCCCGGCUUCCUGCGCCACUGGCUCGGCACCCUCAGCCAGGCGCACAACGAGGCCGCCAAGCAACAGGCCCGGACGGCCGGCGUAGACCAAGUCAAGCGCUUCGGCAUCCGCGCCAUGACCCAGAAAGUCAUCCAAGAACGGACCACCCAACAGCAACAGCACCGCUCGCCCGUCCACAGUCCGAGCUCCCUAUCCAUCGACCCCCGUCGUUCUCGGCAGCCGCCCCAACGAGGACGACGGGCGACUGCCGAGUCGGAUUCGGACUGGGUCAGCGACGACGAGCCCGCCUCCACUCUGCACCAUCGCCCUCUAAGCGGGCCCUCGACCACCCCCUCCUACCCGCUCUCCCCCGCCCUCCACCACUAUCCGGCCCAGCCCCAAUACCAAAGCCUCCCCAAAUCCUCGCCCCACUGUCUCCCCUCCCACACCCUCAACCUCGGCCUCCGUCUCGAAGACCAGCCCCUCCCCGCCCUCCCCGCCCCCUCCUCCGCGAACGACCCCCGCCAGCGCCACCUCCCCGACCCCGCUGACGACCAUCGUCCCCCUCGUAGCUGGAAACGGCCCCUCGUCAAGGCGGCCAGACUCAGAGACGUCACAAGAUACGAUUGA